Molecule: messenger RNA, 1741 nt
Organism: Aplosporella prunicola CBS 121167
Lineage: Eukaryota; Fungi; Ascomycota; Dothideomycetes; Botryosphaeriales; Aplosporellaceae
Exons: 3
Coding region: 1-1638 (545 amino acids)
Biological process (GO): carbohydrate transport; transmembrane transport
Cellular component (GO): membrane
Molecular function (GO): carbohydrate:proton symporter activity
Source: RefSeq, a predicted model, not a curated record
AUGGCAGGCGGCCUCGCAACCACGGCCGAUGUCUCCCGCAUCGAGGCUCCAGUCACCUGGAAGGCCUACCUGAUCUGCGCCUUUGCGUCCUUCGGUGGCAUCUUCUUCGGUUACGACUCUGGCUACAUCAACGGUGUCACUGCUUCUAAGAUUUUCAUCGAAAUCAUCGAAGGCCCCGGUGAGGAGAAGCUCCGAGGCUCCUACAACUCUCUCAUCACUUCCAUCCUGUCUGCUGGUACUUUCUUCGGUGCUCUCAUUGCUGGCGACACCGCCGAGAUCAUUGGCCGCAAGUGGACCAUCAUCACCGGCUGCAUCAUCUACACCAUCGGCGUCAUCCUCCAGACCGCUUCCCAUGGUCUUGGUCUCAUUGUUGCCGGCCGUCUCAUUGCCGGUAUCGGCGUCGGCUUCGAGUCUGCCAUUGUCAUUCUGUACAUGUCUGAGAUUUGUCCCAAGAAAGUCCGUGGCGCCCUCGUUGCGGGAUACCAAUUUUGCAUUACCCUGGGUCUUCUGAUUGCCUCUUGUGUCAACUAUGGCGUCAAAGACCGCAAUGAUACCGGUCAAUAUCGCAUUCCGAUUGGACUCCAGUUCAUCUUUGGCUUGGUUUUGGGUAUCGGUCUUCUGUUCCUGCCCGACUCUCCUCGCUACUUCGUCAAGCGCGGCAACGUCGAACAAGCUCGCCUCUCUCUAUCCAAACUGCGUGGACAAGACCCCAACUCCGAGUACAUCGAAGUUGAGCUGGCUGAGAUUGUUGCCAACGAGGAAUACGAGCGGUCCAUCACCCCCGCCACGGGCUGGUUGGGCAGCUGGAUGAACUGCUUCAAGGGCAGCCUCUGGGAGCAAAAGUCCAACCUCCGCCGCACCAUCCUGGGCACCUCUCUGCAGAUGAUGCAGCAGUGGACCGGUGUCAACUUCAUUUUCUACUACUCGACGCCCUUCCUCAAGUCGACGGGAGCCAUUAGCAACGAGUUCUUGAUCUCCAUCAUCUUCACCCUGGUCAACGUCUGCUCGACGCCCAUCUCGUUCUGGACCGUCGAGAGGUUUGGCCGUCGCCCGCUGCUGGUGUGGGGUGCCUUGGGUAUGCUUAUCUGCCAGUUCAUCGUCGGCAUCGUUGGUGUUACCGUCGGAUUCAACAAGACGCACCUCGACGCCGCUGGUGAGCAUGUCGCCAACAACAUCUCGGCCGUGAACGCCCAGAUCGCCUUCAUCGCCAUCUUCAUCUUCUUCUUCGCCUCGACCUGGGGCCCCGGCGCGUGGAUCGUGAUUGGCGAGAUCUUCCCGCUGCCCAUCCGCUCGCGCGGUGUCGCCCUGUCCACUGCCUCAAACUGGCUUUGGAAUACAAUCAUCGCCGUCAUCACGCCGUACAUGGUCAACGAAGACGAGGGCUACCUUCGCUCGUCCGUCUUCUUCAUCUGGGGCGGCCUCUGCACCUGCGCUUUUGUGUACUCGUACUUCCUGGUCCCGGAAACAAAGGGCCUGUCGCUCGAGCAGGUGGACAAGAUGAUGGAGGAGACGACACCGCGCAACUCGGCCAAAUGGCGUCCGCACGGCACGUUUGCGGCCGAGGUUGGCCUAGCGCCCGGCGAGAAGAUCGUUACGGAGGUCGUGCAGGACAUUGAGCACAAGGGCAGCGCGUUUUAGUGUGGGCUGUGGGUUCGGAUGCAGGGUUUGGGUGUCGGAUGGUUUGCCUAUGGGCUUCUUUAUGGUUUAUGCUGCAUGCUUCUCGUCGACAUGAUACCUAGAC